CAAUCCGACACACUACAACAGGAAACUACAAUCAUCCUGGUUUGAUUAAUUUUACUUCUUACAUUACAGUGCAACAAUGUGGUAAGGUGACCCUUCCAGCAAAUUCUCAAGUGCGUUAUCCAAGAGGAUGGAGGAAUAAAGCAUCCCACCAACUUGGAACGAGAAUAUGGGUAUCAUGUAAGCCUGGAUAUCGAAGUCCCGUUGGUUUGGGGAUGAUUCGUUGCGAAAAUGCUGGCUGGAGACUCAACCAACGAAGUUUCAAUUGUAAAGGUGAGUUCAUCGCAGGAAUAUACUGUAAGCGAAUUUUCUCACUGCACAAGGAGCAAGGAAGGAUCAUAUUUAAUUUUUUCAAUUAAACAACUAUUAAUGGCAUAUUAAGAGGAUAAUCUUUCGUAUGUGACGCAACACGCGCUCAAAACUAACGAAUAUCCUUAAACUAACGGAUAUCCCAUAUUCAAUUUUUAUAAUUUUUGAUAGCUACGUUUUGCAAGCGGCAAGCAAACAUAAAAUGUAUCUGUAAGUUAUGCUAAAAUGAAGAGCUUUUAGAUUGUACGCCGCUAAAAUGAAGAGAUUUUAGAUUGUAAGAGUGAGAAAAUUAUGUCUGAAGUUCAGCAAAUUUUACUUAUACUGCUGUUACAGUAUAUAUAGAUAUGGCGUCAAUUUUACAGCAUCAAUGAUAUUCUUCCACUGAAUUCAGCAGGAAAAAUCAUUUCAUGUAGAAAUUUCAUAAUUUUUCGGCCAACUAUUUUUCAAGUCCGGCUUUACCGUCGCUCUAAUUAAGAAACUAGAAUAAGCAGAUUUUAGAAACACUUCGUCAUGAUUCAUAAAAAGCAAGUUCUUUGACGAGUGAAAAACAAGUUCAGAAGAAAACCCCGCGGAGAAACACCAGCAAACCUUUGGUCUUUUCCUGAACUAUCUAUGAGGGACUUGAACUACACACAGAACAAUCUGGACUGCAGUUGUAUCAAUCUUACUUUUUCAUUUAGUUUUUAGCUUUUGGGGUAUUUAAUUUACCACUUAAAACGAGCUUUUACGUGCGAAAAUUGAAACGAAUAUAUAUUUGGUCAGGCAUAAUAUGUUUCGCAUGCGGUAUUAAAAUUUGAAUUUUAUAGCAUAUAAUUUCAAAAUUUCUUUAUUGAAACGAGAGAAACGUAUCGAAAUUUUUUCUGUCAUAUUACCCUCAGGAAGAAGUUGUGGCAAUCCAGGCACUCCAAGGAAUGGUGAAAAAUCUGGUCUUUCUUACACUCUCAAUGAUGUCGUUCGUUACUCUUGUAAUAACUGUUAUAACCUAACUGGUGUCAGUUAUCGUCAGUGUCUGGCCGAUGGAACCUGGAGUGACACAUUACCCAUAUGUGCACGUAUGUAUCCUUUCAUCCUUCUCCAUCACUGAUCUAAAAUUAGUUUGGGAUCAGGGGCGUAGGAAGCAUCAAAAGGUUGGAGGGCACAAUCUUCGAGGGGCAGUUUUGGAUAAUGAAAAGGGCACCUACAAAAUUUUUGAGGGAAAGGAAAACAAUUUUGCAAUCAUAUCAUAUUCCACAAUAAUUUGCCCAAAUUUCGAAUUGCAACGUUACAAUCAACGUUUUUGACCACAUUUAAAAAAAUAUCGACCAAAAGUUAAAUUUAUUUGUUUCAUGGAGAUUUAUUUAUUGAAGGGAACUUUUCUCAAGAAUUGCAGGUUAUUUCCGAACAUUUUUCACGAAGACAAGGGGCACUUUGCCACCGGAGAGAGGGCAUUUUUUGUGUCCUGAAAACUUGGGGCGUCCCCUUGCCCCCUCCCAGGUUACUACGCCCCUGGUUGGGACAGAACAUCUUUAAUUGAACGAGCGGUGCCGUCAGAAGCAAAUUGUUACUCGGGGAGUGGGGCUGAAUCAAGGGGCUCUAUGGACAUGUUCCCUCUCCCCAAAGUGUUGCGUUUCCGAAGCCUCGGAAGAGCAUUUUCCGUGGUUCCUGAGAGGAAUUUUUAUCAAAGUUGUAAAUCUCUUGCAUUUAAAAAUUCAAUAUUUUGUAAUGCACUUUAUGACUUUUUACAACUUCAUCUCUUUGUUUCGAAAUAGCGUUUGCUCUGUAUGCAAUCACAAGUAUGAAUGAAGUGGUUUUGUUCCUAUUGAUAUACAAUUUUUUAGCGAUUCCCAGGCAAGCCUUUCGCGCUUGUAUUCGACUUUUCCGUUUUCCUCGGGGACAACCUCCAUUGAAAUAGCUGUAUACGCUCUAUCAAUCUAACAACAAACUGUUACGGAUAAUAUAAGUUGGAUAAUGUAAGUUGAUUGUAAUUGCCUGUGAAAGGAAGAAAUAAAGUAUGAAAAGAAAUAGAAUCCUCAUGGACGAGGAAAGUAUUGGGGGAGGGUGUUCCCCCUCAGCCCUCUCCUUUCCCCGCUUCCAACAGCCCCGACGAGCCAAUCUUAAAGCGUGAAAGGCUACUAUGGCAAAAAAACUCCACGUUUUCGAAGUCGUGCGUUGGAUUUUAAUUGUCUGGUACCAUGAAAAGACUUUUGUACCCUGUGAAUUCAAAUUGCAUUUUAAGCCUUCCAUUUUUGUGCGCAAAAAUUUACUUACAACUCGAAAAUUUACUUUUCAGAAUAAUUUUUGUGGUAAAGAUACUAGCGGAUCCCUAACUACCUACUGUAUGCUUGCAGUACAGCGAACAUUUUCGAACUGGGUAUAUUUUUUCUAUAUACACCCUGUAUAUUGCAUACACGUAGCUAUACUUUAUUCUAUAGGAGUGACAUGCCCUACACCCAGUCCAUUAACACACGGAACACUCAGCCUUUCGUCUCAACCUAUUUACUGUGGAAGUUAUGUUGACUACAGAUGUUCAACUGGAUAUAAUCUGAAGGGAGCGAGGAAGAGAAUAUGUCUUGGUGAUGGAUCAUGGAGUGGCAACGAACCAAGAUGCGAAAGUAAGUCGUCAGCUUAUUAAUAAAGACACGAGAGAAACUUGCUCAGCUAACCGCCUCGCGUGGCAGCAUGUUUCUCUCGUGUGCGGAUAGUUUUCGUGAGGAUUUAACCUCUCGAGGCUUUUAGUUGACUACGCUAACCCCUACAGCAAAAGCUGGUUUUACUUAGGCUUUGAGAAAAAUAUUUAUCCUGUUUGAUAUUUUUCACCUCGCGACGAAAAAAUCUCAACGUUUGUGGAUGUUGCGAGGUUCAUGCUGAGCUGUUUGAAUUAACUAGCGAAUGAGAACCUACAAUUUCUUCACGCGACUUCGGUUAAAAUAGCGACAAUAGAGGGAAAUAUGCAAACGAACUUACCAAAGAUGUUGCUGUUUAGUAGUUUUCCCAACGUGUGCGGUGAAAAUGAAUACGGCUAGCUGAGCUAAUAUCAGGAAUUUGGGCAUCUCAACUCGAUAGAACUAAUUGUAGAAGAGUUUUGUAGAUGGAAAUUUCCAGUGUGAAUUUUAUCCAUUUAUUAGACCUAUCCGGGAGCAGUUGUGAAAAAUUCAACUAUAGGGCCUCUAGCAGGAAUCGAACCUGCGUUUUCGGUGCAGCGCUCUAACCAACUGAACAGCAUAUAUGCAUGAACUUGCAAUUAAAGCUCGACAACUGGCCCUUGUAGCUCAGGUGGUUUAGAGCGUGGCGCAGGAAUCGCAUGGCCGCAGAUUCUAUUUCUGCCAGAGGGCCUAGAGUUUCAUUUUUCGCAACUUGUCCUGGUUAAGUCUAAUCAAUGUAUAAAAUUCACACUCCAAUAUUCUAUCUACCCUUCUGCAUUUUACACGAGGCAAUUUUUGCUGAAACUUGCAAUGUAAUUUCGGGUACAGAGCCAUCUUAUCUAGAAACCAGCACAAUGUCAGCAUGGUCCACAUUCUACUCUGCUGACAUUUUGUUUACAUAACAUACUCUUAUAUAAGGCCCACACAACCGGACGCGAUUCGGCAACGCGACGAGAAUUUUCAGUUUCCGUCAACGGAUAAAAAUUUUACAAGAUAUGCAGACCAAAUAGCUAAAAUUGCUUCAGUGGUUCCGACUAUUUCAAAAACAUUGAAAAAUAUUAAAGUUAAAUGCCAUUGAAAACUGGAAAUUCGCGUCGGUAGAAUAAACCAUGGGCCAUGCUCAUGCACAAUUUCUGCUAUUUAGGUAACAUUGUCCCGUGUCAGAAAGUGCUUUGCAAGUUGCAGCAAAAUUUGCAUCUGUGCAAAUUGCAAAUUGCAAGUGUGUAAGAUGCAUGAUCUUAUAUGUGAAAGUAAAGCGGUGUGUGAACUUCGCGAACGCUAAGCAUAAACAUCUACCAGAAACACAAAACCUUAACCUUUUUGUUCACAAUUAAUUUAUUUUCAUUUUUAGUCGUGGAUUGUGGGGACCCAGGACAUCCAAGGAACGGACUAACAACAGAAACUGGCGGUUUCACGUAUGGAAAUGAUGUUACUUUCUCUUGCAACCUUAAUUAUGUUUUGGAGGGAAGUUUACUUGCAACAUGUCAAAGCGAUGGAAAAUGGUCCAAAAGCCUGCCCAACUGUUUGGGUUAGAAAUAAAUAAAUAUCUGUCUUCUAAUUCUUAUUUUACGUCCUUAAUGUAUUUAUUUUCAAUCGAUAUUCAAUUCUAUUUGUUUAUUUAAAGUCUCAACGAGCUUGUUGCUCCAUUACUGGUAACCAUAAAUUAACACGUACAAAUUUAAAAUAUUGUUUAUACAAAUUACAGACAACAGUCACAACACGUUUUCACAAAAAGAGUGGCCAAUUAAUUAAGGAAUAGCAUUUUGCACAGUUUUAAGUGUUUUAUGUAAAUGCCAUACAUGUGUUUUGCAUGCAAGGUUCUGGUAAAUACAGUACAGUAUAUGUUAGGUUGGCGUAAAUCGAUAAUGUGGCGGGGGCAGUUGAAUGUUCUUUUUUUCUUUUUUCUCUUUCUUGGAGAUCUUCAGUAAAACCUGGAAAGUUAAAGUGUCAACUUUAAUUUGGAAUGUUGCAAGUUAUUUAUUGAGCAGUUUCAUUAUUUUGUCUGGUGAAAAAAUGUGAUUUUAUUUUAAUUUUUGUGUCCUCAGGUAAAAUCAAUUUCUUCAACAGGUGAAGUAAGUCCACGUACUCGUGCCGUAAACGAUGGGAGGUUUAUUGCAUGAAGAAUAUCUUCAUCUCGAAUGUCAUUCAGAGUUUCAGUUCGCGUCGUGUUUUCUAAAUGAGUCUAUUAUAAAAUUUAACAAACAAAUUGUAUAUCUUGACAGCAAUGCUGAACCUGUGAUGUUCUUUGUAGAGAAGUGCUCAGAUCCAUCAGGAAACACAAAUGCAAAGGUGAUAGGCAAGGAGUUCUAUCAUGGCAAGGAAGUAGAAUUUGUCUGUCCCAGAGAUUCCAUUCUUGUUCCUGCAAGUUCUAGAAAGUUGACAUGUCAAAAUGGACAAUGGAGAGGGACGAUACCUUCGUGCAAAGGUACGAUGAAUUAGAAGGAUUAUUACGCGAAUAAAACGUGUUGUUGUUCUCGUUAUUGAACGUUUAGAUUGUCUGUCUGUCUGUCUGUCUGUCUGUCUGUCUGUCUGUCUGUCUGUCUGUCUGUCUGUCUGUCUGUCUGUCUGUCUGUCUGUCUGUCUGUCUGUCUGUCUGUCUGUCUGUCUGUCUGUCUGUCUGUCUGUCUGUCUGUCUGUCUGUCUGUCUGUCUGUCUGUCUGUCUGUCUGUCUGUCUGUCUGUCUGUCUGUCUGUCUGUCUGUCUGUCUGUCUGUCUGUCUGUCUGUCUGUCUGUCUGUCUGUCUGUCUGUCUGUCUGUCUGUCUGUCUGUCUGUCUGUCUGUCUGUCUGUCUGUCUGUCUGUCUGUCUGUCUGUCUGUCUGUCUGUCUGUCUGUCUGUCUGUUUGUCUGUCUGUCUGUCUGUUUGUUUGUUUGUUUGUUUGUUUGUUUGUUUGUUUGUUUGUUUGUUUGUUUGUUUGUUUGUUUGUUUGUUUGUUUGUUAUCGGUACUUAUAGAUUCUCGUAAUUCCACGUUUUGACCCUUUCCCAUGUUCUUUUUCUAUGAUCCUCGUUUUAAAAUAUUUGCCGUUUUAGUUUCAUGUCCGUCCUUGUCACAACUAUCCGACGGUUAUAAAUGGGGUAGAAGUCGAACACAUGGUUCUUCAGUUCAAUUUCGUUGCUCCCAUGGUCAUAAACUGGUUGGUUCAUCUCGAGUGAUGUGCAAUGAUGGUAGAUGGUCAGACCAAAUGCCUAAAUGCCUAGGUACGUUGUCCGUUUCCACCAGAAUACUGUAAGCAUUUGGCCGAAGCCAAACGAGGAUGAGAGUUGCAUGAGAAUGAGAGAUUGCGUGAGAAUUUUCUCAACUCCGGUUCUUUGGUGAAACAAAACAAGAGUUUCAUGAGGGUUCAUUGAAUGUUACCGUGCGAUUCGUCAAACGGGCAAAAACUCUCAUCAACUGUUAUUGAAAUUUGAGCUAACUCAAAUAUGUAUAUGUAUAUGUAUGUGUGUAUAUGUAUGUUUUGUAACUAAGUUUUGUAACGUAUGGUAAAGAGAGCAGGGAGGAAAUUUCUGUAUUAUCGCAUACAAUAAAUGCGAUAGGAUGUGACUAUAACCCAAAUAAUAACAAUGCCUUGGGUAAGAGAGGAAAGAUGAAUGGCAACAAUGAAUUUUAAGCUUAUUCGCAAAUAUCAAAACGUUGCUGAUGAAAAAAUGCACAAUAUAAGUCCACGGUCUCUGUAACUUUUCCUUAAAUUUUUACUUAAUUUCCGACAAAACAAUUCCUUUCUAAUUUCUUUAAAAAUUGACCAACUAUUUUGAUAAAAUAUUUUCCAUUUUGACCAAAUUUUUGAACUUAAAAAUUAUUGGUGGUGUCACCCCCCUCCCCCCCCUCCCCCGACACACUUCCCUGGUAUCGACGUCCCUCCCUUUACUUUGACUAGAGUUAUAACAUGUGAUAAUUGUAGACUUUGGAUUAUUUACACGGAUAUAUUUUGAUAAAAUGUUUUUAAUUUUAUAGCCAUAUGCAAUCUAAUUCGAAGCAUUAGCAAUGGAUGGGUUUACGGAAGGGGUAAUUUAGAAGGAGAUAAGCUGAGUUUCCGUUGCAGAACUGAUUAUAUUUUGGAUGGCGAACAGUUUAUCAAAUGCACCGGAAAUAGGCGAUGGAAUGCAACGAAACCGACGUGUAGAGGUUGGUAGAAGACCUGUAUAUGACGGGGGAAGGAGACAUUUUUGGCAAGUGGCAAUAAUUGGGAUUUUUCCAGCAAAAUUUUUAUUUUUUUUUGGGUUGGGUCACUUCUUUUUUAUUUGCCUUGUAACUGGGCCUGAUUCAUGAUGGCCCAACCCCAACCCUAACCCAUAAUGCCGAAGAGAGUUACAACUAGUUGAGAAAAUUAAAUAACAUUUUUUAAGUAAAACCACUGAGGCAAAUAUAAAAUCAACAAGCCGAAGCGGGGCUUCAACCAGACACCUCCAACGUGGUAGACACAUGUCUUGCCUUAUGAACUACUGUAAAGCUCGCUGAAGACCAUCGUAAAAACUCAUUUUAUAUUACUGAUAUGAAGGGUAUGUUCAACAGGCCAGGUAACAAGGCAGAUCCCAAAAUAAGUGUAUAGGCAUUCCAGCAUGCAUAUAUUUCUCUCAUACGGCUAUUUAUGAAACGCGCAUUUUUUUCAUUCAUUGUAUGCUGAACACAGUUGCCAUGUUACACUCUCCUACGCAAAGGUUUGAUGUCACUUUAUUUAUACCCUGAAAAUGUAAGGCAUUCAGGUCAUUGCUGAACGCACGCGUGAAAGGAAGGGAAGUUUAUUCACCAAUUACCUGCACGCCUCAUAAUUUACCGGUAUAUAGCCCACCUGUUUAACUAUAACGCCUCUGCAAAGGAGAAUUAGGCAUGCUAUAUGUGGCAAGCGAGCAAUGCUUGUGCUGCUAAACUUGGGGCAACAGAUAUUUGGCAAAGCCUGUUGCAUCAUGGGGUGUUCCAGUGGUGUUGGUGUUAUACACCGUUGCGCUCGUGUUUCACACUUAAAAUUUACCUCAAAUUUUUAAUAAUAAUGUACUUUAGAUUAUAUUUACUGUAUGUAUAUUUGUUAUUUUAAAUUAUGCCUAAUCGUUUGGCCCGGUUACCCUUUUGUCAAUAUCCCUUUUCUAUGCCGGCUGAAUUUCUGCCGCUCUUGUAUCGCUCGAAGGCAAUACAUAAGUACUGUAUACCUAGCUGUAUGAGAGGAGUGGCGUUUGUAACGAGCUAGAAGGAAAUAUCUUCAUGGGGAAGUCUUGCACAUUUUUCUUCUUGUGUGGAUGGUUGAUUGGCAAAAAUGUAUUUCUUUACUUGACUGUACUAAAUGUGGUACAAUGGAACUCCGCCUUAUGGCCACCCUGUUAAUACGAUCACCUUUUUUUAUUACGGCCACUUACUUUUGUCCCCGAAAAAAGCCAAAAUAAUACAUUUUCUUAUAAAGAUACUCCGUUAAUACGGUCAAUUUUAUUUCGACCCGCGCCCUUGACUGUUUUUAGGCCCAUUUGUUGACUGGGGUUUGACUUUAAAAGUUAUAUUACCCAACCUUUCAAUUGCUUUGAUAGUUCAGUCAGAAAUGAUUACCCAACAAAUUUAUGAAUGGUUUCUUUUAUUUGUCCGUAGCACCAUGUAGAAAGCUCAACGCACCAGCUCGCUCGAGAAUCACACAAGGAGGUUUUAGACAUAACGAGAAUAUCAAAUUUGAAUGUGAUUCAGACUAUCACCUGCAAGGAAGGAACGUCUUGACCUGUUCAGAUGGAACAUGGAAUAGUGCUCCUCCGACCUGUUUAGGUAAGCAUAAAGCACGACCAGAAAUUGAUUCAUGAUUUUGGUAUAUUGAGUCAUAACCAGAGUGGCCACGUACUUUAUACUCUACCCCCUUCCUGCACUUUCCAGGCAACAUUUUUGCCAUUCAUACCCAGUUUGAGGAAAUCUAGAAUUGCAGAAACUAUGUGCGUUAAGGAUGCACUAAUUAAAGUUUCUGUGAUCACAGUAGGAAUUUUGCAUUAGUAAAUUCUUUCUUUUUAAGGAUCCGUACGAAAUGUUUGAAGGAUCUGCAUGACUCAAUGUUUUUAACAGUGAGUCAAUAUUCCUUCAAACAUUUAUAAUCAAAUUCCCUGGAGAUGAAAUUGGUUUCAGCGAACAAGCAAACUAUGGAGAAACAACUCCCUUCCACUACUACCAUGCGCUUUACUAGAAAAUCUAGUUCUGCCUUUUGUAGCCCUGAACGUAAUGUCCAAUAUCUUGUUUCCCCAUAUGUUUUUAUAUCAAACAAAAUUCAGGUCUGGAUUGAGAAUUUUAUAUAGGAACGAUGUAAAAAAUCGAUUCCUUUGCGUUUUCUGACUAUAUCUGAUCUAUUCCUUUGCAUUAUCUGACGAUCUGAUCUCUCUGAACUAAACUUCUUUCAAUACAAUACAUCCAAUUAAUUUUGUCUACUUCUUAAACGCUUCAUCAACACUAUGAGUGUUUAGCGCUAUUCUCGAGGAGAGCAGUGCUUUUUGUUGAUGUCAUUGGUAUUUUAAUCAAUAUGAUAUAACUCAAUGUACUCAAUGUAUGCCCAUUAAUUCUCUUUCCCGAUUAAAAUAUUGGCAGAUUUGAAUUAUUGCAUGAGAUCAUUACCUCUACAACUGUUAAAAAAAUUUGUAGCUUGGCGCAACUACAGCUUCGUUUGGUAAAAAAAUUUGCUCGUCUGUAACAGAAGCAAACCCGGAAGACAUUUGUUCUUGCUCGGAUAUGAAUCCUGCAAGGAUAUGAGCAACCAAUCAAAUUGCGCGGAAAGCACUUUCCACCUCUCGACACUCCCGACAUAUAUGCUAAUACUGAUUAUAGUGAAAUACAUGGUGAAAUGCAAUCAAAACGACUUCAAGAACUACGAAAUAGAGCUGCCAGAAUUAUUAUGGAUGUGAACAAUGACGUAAAUCAUUCUAUAGCUUUACGUGCACUAGGCUGGGAACCACUCAAAACAGAAAGGAAGAAAGCUAAGGCAAAAAUGAUGUAUAAAGUAUUAAAUAAAAUGGGUCCCAAAUCACUUACUAAUCUUUUUUCAUACAAAAGUCAGAAAACAAAUUACAAGCUUCGGGAAAUUUCAAGUGGUCUUAGUUUACCAAUCCGCGUACUAAGAAUAUGAAAAAUAGUUUCAUGUAUGACGGAAAUUAGGGAAAGCAAAACUCUUUCUUCCUUUAGAAAUAAAAUCGCUGCUCACAUCAUUAACAUAGAGUAAUAAGUAAAUUGAUGUGCCUGUAAAUAUUCUAAUAACGUUCGUAUCAUGUAAAUAAUUCAGUAUUUUGCCAAAUGUUCUGUAAAUAGCUCUUAAUAUCUUCUCUAUGGAAUUUUUUCUAUUUUUACACACGCCCCUCAUGGAAAUCAGCUUCGGUUUACGGGGUUAGCUUGUAUAAAUAAAGUGUCUAUCUAUCUAUCUAUCUAUCUAUCUAUCUAUCUAUCUAUCUAUCUAUCUAUCUAUCUAUCUAUCUAUCUAUCUAUCUAUCUAUCUAUCUAUCUAUCUAUCUAUCUAUCUAUCUAUCUAUCUAUCUAUCUAUCUAUCUAUCUAUCUAUUUAUCAAACAUUGUACAUGUAUAUACGUUUUAAUCUUCAGCUCCUUGCAGACGGUUUGGUGUGCAACCAUUCCGUGGUGGUUAUAUAAAGCGAGAUGGUUACAGACAUAAUGAGGAAGUUACAUUUGGAUGUAGAGAUCCUUUGGUUAUUGAUGGUCAGGUUACCUUACGUUGCAAUGGUGGGACAUGGAAUGACAGACUACCUACUUGUGGAGGUUUGUGUAUUUUCGUGAAGGUUAGGGUCGAGGGUUGAUCGUCUAUAACAACGUGAAACCUGAAACACCAUUUCGUUCUUUCCUUACUCUUCAACCUGGAAGAUGCAGUUCACAAUCUCAUUUCGAAUAUUUUACAAUUAUUAGACGUGAUUGAGCAAAACAUCGUGAUUUGUCAGUAGCUUGCAUGCACACCAAUACAUUUUCGAUUCAGCAAAGCGCGCGUUCAAUAAUUGAUUGGCCGUACUAUUUCAUAUUUCGCAUGCAAUUAUUCACUAUAAUUUCUGUCAUUCUUAUUGCAUUGCACGAGUUUUCAAAGAUUAACAAGCCUUUGCAACACAAAUCUUCCCAGUGUCAGCCGAAACUGAAUAAAUGAAAUUGGAAUAAAUGAAAUACAUUUAAACAUGACGUAUAUUUAAAUUUUGUUACUUUUUUGUAUCUUGGACAUGUUUGUCGAAGCAAACACGAAAAUUGUUUCCAGACAAAGCGCUUAUAUAGGAUGAAAUUUCACACCAUUUUUCUGAUUGCAUUGUAAAAUUAUCAAAAAUUAAUUAAUUUAAAAUGACUAAUAGAUAACGUACUUUGCCAAACUGCUUUGUCAAAAUUUAUAAUCGCUUUUUGAACGAACAUUAUAUAUAGCUCUCAAGAACGAAGCGAGCUUGGCAAAUUUCGUUAUAAAAGUAUUUUAAACAAACUCCGUCAAAAGCGAAUAGUGAAAUUGAUAUUUUGUAGGUGAUAAGUGCUAGUUAAAACAUGAUCUUUAUGUUUACGCCGAUCUUUAUCUGAUAUACCAACUCGAGCCGAAGGCGAAAGUUUGUAUAUCAGAUAAAGAUCGGAUGCGUGACCCAUCUUAUGGGUAUAUACAUUUGCGAAGUAGUUUUAAAAAUAAACAAUGCCUAAGCCGGGAAAAUAAAAGCUGAAGUUUAUGUAAAUCAGGACAAAUCUUUAUCCGAUUUACAAACGUUGGUUAAUUAAACAUUCAUGUCUUUGGAAUUUUCUUCAUGAAUUAUUAAUGUCAGUAUUUUAAUUGCUUUUAAAAGUGUGUGCAUGUUCAAUAAACUGUUUACACCUGUUAUUUGCUGUUAACAUAAUAAUAUUAUACCACCAUGUCCAGGUAUUGGCAAAAAAGUAGUCAAUCAAAAUUGAGAGAAUAAUUAUAAGUUACAACAGAAUUUACUUGUAAUUUUGGACUUGUGAUUUGCUAAUUUGAAAUCCAUUUGUAAAUUGUUCUGACAUUGGGUAUGACAAAGUCCAAUUACAAUAUUGCAUUGCUACAGGCCCUUGCAGAAACCUCACUGCGCCGAGAAAUGGUGUAAUCAUAAAGAAUGGAUACAAACAUAAAGAAACCCUUACUUUCAAAUGCAAUCAAGGAUUUCAAAUGGUUGGUACACCAGAUAGAAUAUGUAAUUUUGCAGCAUGGAGUGAUUCCAGAAUACCUCGUUGUGAAGGUAAAACAUUUAAUUUCGUCCAUAAUUUAUUUUAUAUGUACUCUAGAACAGUAUCUUAAAUGAUCAAAUCCUAUGACAGAAAAUCUUAAAAUAAUAUAUCAUAAUUUCUUCAUAGCAAAGUGUUCGAAUCCGUCGAAAAGCACGAAUGCAAGGGUGGUAGGAAACGAGUUCUACAAUGGCAAGGAAGUAGAAUUUGUCUGUCCGAAGGAUUAUGUCAUUGAACCAGAAAUUUCAAAGAAGUUGACUUGUGAAAACGGAAAAUGGAAAGGAAUAAUCCCAUCCUGUAAAGGUAUAAUAGAUGUACUCUGUCGUGUUAAGAAUCCCAACGUCUGCAAUAGCUCACGGUACACCGAUGUACACAAAUGAUGCACCUCCUUUUUCCUUGUAAGAUUUUAGCAGCCACAAUUUGUUUGCAAAGUUUGGUGUGCAAACCAGUACGCUGCACCAAUUGCUAUGAGCCUAUAUGGCAGUCAAUGGACCAUUUGCAUUGUAGACUAAAUUUUGAUCUAGACAAAAAUUUCAUCACAGCUCGAAAAAGCAGCACAAAAUUAGUAAUAUUCCAAAGUUUCGUUGCGAAAUGUUGUAAAAUGCGGAUAAUAUAGCCUUGCGAAAUUUGCAAUUUUCAGUCAUUUUGUAUUACAAACGGGAAAUUGAUGCCCCAACAUCCGAUUGGCUGUCAAUUUCCCGUGCGUAAUACAAAAUGACUGAAAAACGGCAAACUUCGCAUGGCUAUGUUAUCCGCAUUUUACCAUAGGACUCCCGAAAAGGUCUUUUAUUUAAAAAAUAUCCGUACAAUUUGCCUUAAAAUUCAAUGCUUUGACAUGCGAUGCUUCAAUGUACAGUAAAACCUCUAUAAUUUGUAUUACAUGAAGUACGUGCAACAUCACAAUAGCGUUGUGUCAUUAUGUAAUAUAUAUCCCCAAGGUUGGCAACUAAAUACAAAUUUAAAACUGUAUACACAAACUUAAUGACGAAAAAACUGGCACAUAAACAUCGAAAUUAAUUAAAAAAACUAACUCACUAUCGUAAGAAAUAACUGAAAGUGAAACUAUUUGGAUAAAGUUAACUUUUUUGGUUUAAUCCCCUCUUUCCAACACUCAUUAAUAAUUCAGAAAACAUGCGGAAAAAUACAGUAUAUCAUACACUUCUAAGUUAAUGUUUUUGACCUUGCAAAUGUAAUUAUUCACAGACAGUUUCAAAGUUGUUGAAGAAUAAAAACGAGGGAAACAUUGUGUUUUGUGGACCCGAGACCUUCGAUAAUUACAGAUGUUAAAUUUUUUUAUUUAAAAUAGUGAUCGAGGUUCUUUCAAACAAAACAAGCAGAUUUUAUAGAUUUUCAAUCAGAUUUUACAGAUUUUAUACAUUUAAUUACAAUACACUUCCUUUUCUAGGUUUUAAAUUUAUUUUAUUAAAUUUGAUUCACUUUUAGCCUCGUGUCGACCUCUGUCGGCAAUACCCAACGGUAAUAUAAAUGUCGGAAAACAACUUACACACGGCUCUUACGCUGUAUUUUCUUGCAAUGCUGGUUAUCAACAAGUUGGCUCAUCCAUUGCAUCGUGUAAUGACGGAAAAUGGUCAGAAAAAUUGCCAAACUGUUUAGGUUUGUAUUAGCCUGCGAACAGGCUCUCAAGGUGAAAUGAGAGCCUGCAUCGAUGAC
Messenger RNA from Paramuricea clavata, 13741 nucleotides. Lineage: Eukaryota; Metazoa; Cnidaria; Anthozoa; Malacalcyonacea; Plexauridae. The record is from the annotation of a GenBank genome assembly.